AACACCACCUCACUCCUCGACACCAUCAGGACUCGCGGCUACAUCCGGGUGGGAACUACCGGCGACUACAAACCUUUCACUUACCAGCUCGACAAUGCGACGACACUUCCCGACGGCACCACUUUCAACACAACAUACAUCGGCGCCGAUGUAGACAUGGCUCAGUCUCUCUCCAAUGCCCUCUCCCUUCCUUCGUCCCCGAUCUUUGUCCCUUCCGCCUGGGCGAAUCUCACCAUGGACAUCGCGGCCAACAAAUUCGACAUCGCGAUGGGUGGCGUCAGUAUCACACUUGCUCGCGCUCAGACCUCCUUCUUCUCGACGCCAGUACAGCGUGUCGGCAAGACAGGAUGUAUACGAUGUGCCGACAAGGGAAAAUACACAGACCUCAAAUCCCUCGAUGUCGUCAGUACGAAGAUAGCCGCGAACCCCGGCGGAACAAAUGAAGCUUUUGACAGGGCGACCUUUACUAAAGCGCAGGUUGUGAUCGUGGAAGACAAUAAUGCGGUGUAUCAAGCAGUCAUCGAUGGCACGGCCGAUGCCAUGGUUAGCGACAAGAUCGAGGUGGAACUGCAGGUGAACUUGAACAACGGCACGCUGUGUAUGGUUAAUGAGGUGCCGUGGACGUUUGAGGAGUUAGGGUAUCUACUGCCGAGGGACGAUGUGCUGAAAAUUUUCGUUGAUACAUGGUGGAGAAUCCAAGAAGGCAGCGGAGCGUGGAAUGCCACCCUGGAGAAGUGGAUGGGCUACAAGUGGCCUGUGGUUUGA
Messenger RNA from Zymoseptoria tritici IPO323, 765 nucleotides. RefSeq lists its product as uncharacterized. The record is from RefSeq and is a predicted model, not a curated record. NCBI's taxonomy places the organism in Eukaryota, Fungi, Ascomycota, Dothideomycetes, Mycosphaerellales, Mycosphaerellaceae. The annotation marks the transcript as partial. The transcript has a single exon.